AUGCCUCUUACGCUAACACCCGCGACGGAUGACUGGGACCAGCCCUCUUCUGCAGCACAGUCUCCCAUUGAGACAAUACAUUUCGAAAAUGCAAAAGAUAUGGCCAAAACUCUAGCAGCCCUUGCUGAGAGGUUCAUCCAGGCCGGCGAGACUCAUCUCGCGUACAACAAUGUCUCUGACAGGUACUUUGUUAAGACCUGGAAGAGACUGUUCGAAGAAUGUCUUAAUGAUUUUGGCGCAAACUACGACAAUACCGAGGAUGUGGACAACCGAGAUGACGCGGCUCCGCACUCUACUAUUAAUGUUCACAUUUCCGUUCUUCGCACACUUCUUCCAUCGUUCACAAUUACGUUCCACGACAUACAACUUCCCACACUAUCUACCAUGCCAAAUCGCGUACCCAACCUACACUCAACCUUCUACGGGCUUGUACUCUUAUUCUUACAAGUCGUUGGUUAUGUCCUCUGUCGCCGUGAGGUUCUCAUACUUCUCCUCAAUGCCGCCGAUUACAUUGAGAGUUCUCAGCUCUUCAUGGCUAUUCAGUCAAUUGAUGAAUACGGGAGUUGGCUAGCUUCUAACCUCGAGGUUGCCCUGGCUCAUCUCCAAACGGCUAUGACCAAUAGUCUUCAAUUCAUUCGUAUUGCCCAUCAACAAUCGUUGGACUCAAUAGCGACAUCCGAAAAACAACUUAAUGUUGCUACCUGGGAGCACCUAGAAGGGGUCAGCAGUGACUUGGCUCGCCAGCCCAUCCGUGCUCUACACUCCACGAUGUUCCAUAGCAUCGAGUCGGCUGCUGCUAUAUAUCGAGUCAUAUCUGGUGUAUGCAUCCUCAUAGCGCAUCUAGUCAAGACAUCGCCCUACUUUGAGAGACUCGCCAUCGCUGGUAAAUACGCCUUUGCUCUCUACAUCAUUACAACCAUAUCUUGGGGUAUUUGGAUUUCUUUCUGGCGAGUUUUGCGCUUCAUCGGGUUCACUACUGUUGCAUACAUCACUGCUGGCUGGCGUUGGCUUUGGUACUCUCUCUUCAAUAUUGGCUGA
This is a messenger RNA of Bipolaris maydis ATCC 48331, 1038 nucleotides long. RefSeq lists its product as uncharacterized. Lineage: Eukaryota; Fungi; Ascomycota; Dothideomycetes; Pleosporales; Pleosporaceae. The record is from RefSeq and is a predicted model, not a curated record.